Messenger RNA from Cervus elaphus (red deer), 4728 nucleotides. RefSeq names its product toll like receptor 9 (gene TLR9). Gene Ontology annotation, molecular function: protein binding; pattern recognition receptor activity. Gene Ontology annotation, cellular component: plasma membrane. The record is from RefSeq and is a predicted model, not a curated record. The coding region runs from base 577 to 3822 and encodes 1081 amino acids. The transcript has a single exon. NCBI's taxonomy places the organism in Eukaryota, Metazoa, Chordata, Mammalia, Artiodactyla, Cervidae. Gene Ontology annotation, biological process: canonical NF-kappaB signal transduction; positive regulation of interleukin-6 production; toll-like receptor signaling pathway.
UAAGGGCUGCUCUUAGCGGUGGUGCUGGGCUCACUGGUGGUGGUGGUGCUGGGCUGCAAGCCAGGGGGACGCCAGGGCUGUGCCCUGUCUGCCUUUGCUGCCCAACCUUCCCUCCAAUUUGUUCUGACCCACAGCAGUUUGAGUGCCUGGGCUGGGUAAGGUGGGCAGAGCAUGAAAGAGCUGGGCAGUGGCCAUCCUGGCCAAGGCCCUGGGUAGUGGCCAGCCUGAACCCCAGCAGGAGACCCUCAUUCCCACCUAUUGCCCAAACGGAGCAGGAUUGGUUGGGGGGAGCCUGGCAGAGAGCAGAGGGAGGUUUUCAGGGGCGCUGGAGGGACGGGAAGAUGCCUCUUUGCUUGGGAGGAAAGAGAAAUGACCUCUGAGGAAUGGAAGGGGGAAACAAGGGUGAGCCUGGGGAGGGGGGGCGGCUGUUGACCACCAACCUGGCUCUCCUGUCCAGCUAGAGUUUGGUUUUGAGUGAAAGGCUCCAUCAUGAGUCUAGAUUGUGGGUCUCAGGAUGAGCUCUGAUUCCUUUCUCUGAGUCAAAGGCUGGGUCUCAGAUCUGAGUCCAAGUUCCCCAUGGGCCUUGGAGAUGUGAUGGACACUGGAGAGAGAAACAGGAACCUCCCUGGAGGGCUGGGAGAGACGGAGGUGGGAGCUCUUCUGGGAAACCCCCAGAGAGAUGGGGCAGAGGAGGUGGAGCUGGGGCUGUAUCCUCACCCGGCGCCCACCUUGCAGGGCCCCUACUGUGCCCCGCACCCCCUUUCUCUCCUGGUGCAGGCGGCGGCACUGGCAGCGGCCCUGGCUCAGGGCACCCUGCCUGCCUUCCUGCCCUGUGAGCUCCAGCCCCGUGGUCAGGUGAACUGCAACUGGCUGUUCCUGAAGUCUGUGCCGCACUUCUCGGCUGGAGCCCCCCGGGCCAACGUCACCAGCCUCUCCUUAGUCUCCAACCGCAUCCACCACUUGCAUGACUCCGACUUCGUCCACCUGUCCAACCUGCGGGUCCUCAACCUCAAGUGGAACUGCCCGCCGGCCAGCCUCAGCCCCAUGCACUUCCCCUGCCGCAUGACCAUCGAGCCCAACACCUUCCUGGCUGUGCCCACCCUGGAGGAGCUGAACCUGAGCUACAAUGGCAUCACGACCGUGCCUGCCCUGCCCAGUUCCCUCGUGUCCCUGUCGCUGAGCCACACCAGCAUCCUGGUGCUAGACCCCACCCACUUGGUCGGCCUGCAGGCCUUGCGCUUUCUGUACAUGGACGGCAACUGCUACUACAAGAACCCCUGCCAGCGGGCCCUGGAGGUGGCCCCGGGUGCCCUCCUCGGCCUGGGCAACCUCACGCACCUGUCGCUCAAGUACAACAACCUCACGGAGGUGCCCCGCCGCCUGCCCCCCAGCCUGGACACCCUGCUGCUGUCCUACAACCACAUUGUCACCCUGGCACCCGAGGACCUGGCCAAUCUGACCGCCCUGCGCGUGCUUGACGUGGGCGGGAACUGCCGCCGCUGCGACCACGCCCGCAACCCCUGCAGGGAGUGCCCAAAGAACUUCCCCAAGCUGCACCCCGACACCUUCAGCCACCUGAGCCGCCUCGAAGGCCUGGUGUUGAAGGACAGUUCUCUCUACAAACUAGAGAAAGAUUGGUUCCGUGGCCUGGACAGGCUCCAAGUGCUCGACCUGAGUGAGAACUUCCUCUAUGACUACAUCACCAGGACCACCAUCUUCUGGAAACUGCCCCAGCUGCGCAAACUCAACCUGUCCUUCAAUUACCACAAGAAGGUGUCCUUCGCCCACCUGCACCUGGCGCCCUCCUUUAAGGGCCUGGUGUCCCUGGAGAAGCUGGACAUGCACGGCAUCUUCUUCCGCUCCCUCACCGAGGCCACGCUCCAGCCACUGACCCACCUGCGCAAGCUCCAGAGUCUGCGUCUGCAGCUGAACUUCAUCAACCAGGCCCAGCUCAGCAUCUUUGGGGCCUUCCCGAGCCUGCUCUUCGUGGACCUUUCGGACAACCGCAUCAGCGGGGCCGCGACGCCGGCGGCCGCCCUGGGGGAGAUGGACAGCAGGGUGGAGGUGUGGCAGUCACCCAGGGGCCUCACUCCAGGCCCGCUGGACACCGUCAGCUCAAAGGACUUCAUGCCAAGCUGCAACCUCAACUUCACCUUGGACCUGUCACGGAACAACCUGGUGACGAUCCAGCAGGAGAUGUUUACCCGCCUCUCUCGCCUCCAGUGCCUGCGCCUGAGCCACAACAGCAUCUCGCAGGCGGUUAACGGCUCCCAGUUCGUGCCACUGACCAGCCUGCGAGUGCUCGACCUGUCCCACAACAAGCUGGACCUGUACCAUGGACGCUCGUUCACGGAGCUGCCGCAGCUGGAGGCACUGGACCUCAGCUACAACAGCCAGCCCUUCAGCAUGCAGGGCGUGGGCCACAACCUCAGCUUCGUGGCCCAGCUGCCCUCCCUGCGCUACCUCAGCCUUGCGCACAACGGCAUCCACAGCCGCGUGUCACAGAAGCUCAGCAGCGCCUCGCUGCGCGCCCUUGACUUCAGCGGCAACUCCCUGAGCCAGAUGUGGGCCGAGGGAGACCUCUAUCUCUGCUUCUUCAAAGGCUUGAGGAACCUGGUCAGGCUGGACCUAUCCGAGAACCAUCUGCACACCCUCCUGCCUCGUCACCUGGACAACCUGCCCAAGAGCCUGCGGCAGCUGCGUCUCCGGGACAAUAACCUGGCCUUCUUCAACUGGAGCAGCCUGACCCUCCUGCCCCAGCUGGAAGCCCUGGAUCUGGCGGGAAACCAGCUGAAGGCCCUGAGCAACGGCAGCCUGCCGCCUAGCACCUGGCUCCGGAAGCUGGACGUGAGCAGCAACAGCAUCGGCUUUGUGACCCCUGGCUUCUUCGUCCUCGCCACGGGGCUGAAAGAGCUUAACCUCAGCGCCAACGCCCUGAAGACGGUGGAGCCGUCCUGGUUCGGCUCCUUAGCAGAGACCCUGAAAAUCCUAGACGUGAGCGCCAACCCGCUGCACUGCGCCUGCGGGGCGGCCUUCGUGGACUUCCUGCUGGAGAUGCAGGCAGCCGUGCCCGGGCUGUCCAGACGCGUCACGUGUGGCAGCCCAGGCCAGCUCCAGGGCCGCAGCAUCUUCGCACAGGACCUGCGCCUCUGCCUAGACGAGACCCUCUCCCUGGACUGCUUUGGCCUCUCGCUGCUAAUGGUGGCGCUGGGCCUGGCAGUGCCCAUGCUGCACCACCUCUGUGGCUGGGACCUCUGGUACUGCUUCCACCUGUGUCUGGCCCGUCUGCCCCGACGGGGGCGGCGGCGGGGCGAGGACACCCUGCUCUACGAUGCCUUCGUGGUCUUCGACAAGGUGCAGAGCGCAGUGGCCGACUGGGUGUACAACGAGCUCCGUGUGCAGCUGGAGGAGCGCCGUGGGCGCCGGGCGCUCCGCCUCUGCCUGGAGGAGCGAGACUGGCUCCCCGGCAAGACGCUCUUCGAGAACCUGUGGGCCUCGGUCUACAGCAGCCGCAAGACCAUGUUCGUGUUGGACCACACGGACCGGGUCAGCGGCCUCCUGCGCGCCAGCUUCCUGCUGGCCCAGCAGCGCCUGUUGGAGGACCGCAAGGACGUCGUGGUGCUGGUGAUCCUGCGCCCCGCUGCCUACAGGUCCCGCUACGUGCGGCUGCGCCAGCGCCUCUGCCGCCAGAGCGUCCUCCUCUGGCCCCAUCAGCCCAGUGGCCAGGGUAGCUUCUGGGCCAACCUGGGCAUGGCCCUGACCAGGGACAACCGCCACUUCUAUAACCGGAACUUCUGCCGGGGCCCUACGACAGCCGAAUAGCACAGAGUGACUGCCCAGCACUCCUUUAACCCCACCCCCCACUCCCCGCACACCACCCCCCCCACCCCGUCUUGCCUCUCUGCCUGGGAUGCCCCAACUUGCCUCCCUUUGCAAUCCCACUGCUCUGUCUGGCCCCCUGGCAUAGAGCAGGCACACAAAUAAAUGCUGCUGGAGGGCCAACAGCUAACCCUGAGCUCACUGGAGGUGCUAUUGGGAGGAAAAAGGGGAGAAUUCACCAGGCCUAAAACAAAGGGGGGAGCAAGAGGUGAUUGGGGGUAAUUACCAUGGAGGAAAAGGGAGGGCCCACAGGGCUUAGGCUGGCAGGGUUAGGGGGGAAGCUGCUAAGGGCAGUUGUGUUCACUGGCAUCUUUUCCGGACAGUGAGGUCUUGAUCCUUCCCAGAGAAGAGACUGGGUCUCCUGACCCUUUCGAUUCAAGCUUGGCAUUCCUCUGUAACUGGCCUCAGGAUCUAUCUCCCUCACCAGCAGGGCCUAGGGUGCCUCGAGGGCAGGCAGGGAAUCUGCAAGCCUGCUUCAUUUCUGACUGGCACCAGAUUCCUAAGAGGUGGCAACCAGGGGGAAUGUUCAUUCCUAAAGAGAUCAGGAAGAUGUGCAGCAAGCUCAGAGCGGGUGACUGCGCCUUCUGGUGGCCAUGUUUAUGCUGUACCAGGGAGGCUGGUCCAGGCUGGGGAGAGGAAGGCCUGUGGGUGAAUCCAGGCAGCAGCGAGCUGAGAGCCAGGGAAGAGUCUAAGGUGAGCUCACAGCCCAUCCCUUUCUGUAUCCACCUUGAGUGCAUGCUGAAUCUCUCUGUUCUGCAUCAAAGGGACACCUCGGUGAGCCGUCACCUGGCUUCAAAGGUGGGGCCUCCCUUUCCUGCCCCUGCCUCUCAUAGCUGAUUGUACAUAGGU